CAGCCCGGGCCACCGGCGGGAGGGGGCUGCAGCUCCAGCCGCGAAGGCGCUCUGUGCGGACGGUCUCGGUGCUAGAGCGGGGUGCGCUGGCGGUGCCCUGCCCGCUUGCUCUGUGCAGCUGCCCGCAGGGUGCGGCGGCGGAUUGCAUGUUCCCUGGCACACAGCGAAGGAGCCAAUGAGACCAGCGCAGUUAUUCUCGUGCAGCCUAUAGCUUCUUCUCUCUUCAGAUCCAUGAUGGAACAGUCCAGUUCAUUCUUGAUUGUUUGUAUUAGUUUUCUACUUGUUGAAGCUUCAGCACACAAUGGAACUGCAUCACCAAAUAACACAACAACACAGUCACCAGGAAAGAACAGGUCACACCAGCAACUACUGACUUCAAUGUUGAUCCUGCUUCUUGUGUUCAUCAUUUUCAUUCUUCUGGCUGGCUAUUUUUUCAGGUUCAGAAAACAUAGGAAAGCUGUUGUGACCUCCAGUGACAAAAAGAUGCCAAAUGGAAUCUUAGAAGAGCAAGAACAGCAAAGGGUGAUGCUGCUCAGCAGGUCUCCCUCUGGCCCAAAGAAGUACUUUCCUAUUCCAGUGGAGCAUCUGGAGGAAGAAAUACGGAUAAGAUCAGCAGAUGAUGGGAAACGGUUUCGGGAAGAAUUUAAUUCGUUACCAGCCCGAUGCAUGCAAGGAACAUUUGAAAUGGCAAAUAAAGAAGAAAACAGAGAGAAAAAUAGAUAUCCCAACAUCCUUCCUUAUGAUCAUUCCAGAGUCAUUUUGACCCAAAUAGAUGGAGUUCAAUCUUCAGACUAUAUUAACGCUUCAUACAUAGAUGGUUACAAAGAAAAGAAUAAAUUUAUAGCUGCUCAAGGACCUAAACAAGAAACAGUUAAUGAUUUCUGGAGGAUGAUAUGGGAGCAGAAAUCUGCAAUUAUUGUUAUGUUAACAAACUUGAAAGAAAGAAAAGAGGAUAAAUGUUAUCAAUACUGGCCAGAUCAAGGAUGCUGGACUUACGGAAAUAUCAGAGUUUCUGUGGAAGAUAGUAUCGUUCUCGUGGACUACACCAUUCGCAAGUUUUGUAUACAGUCACAACUUCAUGAUGGCUCUAAAGUUCCAAGGCUUGUAACACAGCUCCAUUUUACCAGCUGGCCUGAUUUUGGCGUGCCUUUCACACCCAUUGGGAUGCUAAAGUUUCUGAAAAAAGUCAAAACACUGAAUCCUUCACAUGCUGGACCAAUUGUGGUUCACUGUAGCGCUGGCGUGGGUCGAACAGGCACAUUUAUAGUGAUAGAUGCCAUACUAGAUAUGAUGCAUGCUGAACAGAGAGUGGAUGUUUUUGAGUUUGUUACAAGAAUCCGUAAUCAGCGCCCACAGAUGGUUCAGACUGAUAUGCAGUAUUCAUUCAUUUAUCAAGCCUUACUUGAAUACUACCUCUAUGGUGACACAGAACUAGAUGUGUCCUCCUUAGAAAAGCACCUUCAAGCAUCACACACCACUACAUCACAUCUUGUCAAAACAGGGCUAGAGGAAGAAUUUAAAAAAUUAACAAAUGUUCGAAUAAUGAAAGAAAACAUGAGAACUGGCAAUCUGCCAGCGAAUAUGAAGAAAGCCAGAGUCAUCCAGAUCAUUCCAUAUGACUUUAAUAGAGUGAUUCUUUCAAUGAAAAGAGGUCAAGAAUAUACAGACUACAUCAAUGCCUCCUUCAUAGAUGGCUAUCGCCAGAAGGAUUAUUUCAUUGCAACCCAAGGACCACUUCCUCAUACAGUGGAAGACUUCUGGCGAAUGGUGUGGGAGUGGAAAUGUCACACGAUUGUUAUGCUUACAGAAGUUCAAGAAAGGGAGCAGGAAAAAUGUUUUCAGUACUGGCCAUCAGAGGGCUCUGUAACUCAUGGAGAGAUAAAUAUAGAGAUAAAGAAUGACAGUCUUUUGGAUGCCAUAAGCAUAAGGGACUUCAUAAUCACAUUCAAUCAGGAGAAGCAGAGUAAACUUGUCCGACAAUUUCAUUUUCAUGGAUGGCCUGAAAUUGGAAUUCCUGCUGAAGGAAAAGGAAUGAUUGAUCUCAUUGCAGCUGUCCAAAAACAGCAGCAGCAGACAGGAAACCAUCCCAUUACUGUGCAUUGCAGUGCUGGAGCUGGAAGAACAGGUACAUUCAUAGCACUCAGCAAUGUUCUGGAACGAGUAAAGGCUGAAGGGCUCUUAGAUGUAUUUCAAGCUGUGAAGAGCUUAAGAAUGCAAAGGCCACAUAUGGUGCAAACGCUGGAACAGUAUGAAUUCUGCUACAAAGUGGUACAAGAUUUCAUUGAUAUAUAUUCUGAUUAUGCUAAUUUCAAAUAAAACUUCCUGCCUUAUUUUUUAAUUUAGUCUGUAAAAAUAUUUGUAAAUCAUGUUAAUUUAUAUCAUAUUUUCCAUUAUGAUAAUUCCUACUGUAAAUGAUAUUGUCUGUGUUUUGCUUUAAAAGUCACUUUUGCUGUAUAAAAUUAUAAAUUACUCAAAUAUAAAUAUCUUUUAAAAGCUAAUUAUAAUAAAUGUUCAUAUACAAAAUAUCAGUAUAUAUGUUGUUGAAUGUUAUAUACAUUUUUAACAAAAUCUUGGUUGCAUUUCUCUCUUUGCAUUUUCCAAUACAUUAAAAUAUCAAUAUUAAUUUUAUUUCCCAAGUUUAGCAGCCCCUAAAUUUUACAAAGCAAUUUUUUAUUUUAUAUUAAAUAAUGAAUCAUAGUGAAUGUGUUGGCUCUGACCCUUCUCUCACUGAGGUCAAUAACAAACAAUUGAUUUCAUGAGUAGUAAUGUUCAUUAGGAGCCAGAUUCUGACACCCUUACUCAUCUUCAGUAACACCUUACUCUACAAAUAGUCCGAUUGAAGGCAAUGAGACUGUUCCUGGAGUAAGAUGCUAUUCAGUGUGAGUAAGGGUGUCAGAAUCUGGUCCUCAAGGUGUAAUAACAUACGCUCCACUACAACUUACAAACAAACUUUAACAGCCAUGCUUUUUAAAGUCAGUAUAUUGUACACAGCUUUAUUUCAAGAUAAGCUGUCAGUUAGAAAUAACUCAGUGUAAAUACAGAGUUUAAUAAAUUAUUUGAUUUCAAUGUAGUCUUGAACAUUCAUUUUAUUCUGCUUUUUUAUUAAAUCUAAUGUAUUUUAAAUGUUCCUUACUGAAAUACAGUUUUGUAAUUUAUGAGUGAGUUUCACUAUUUUGAAGAUAUUUUGCAUGUCAGAAGAUAAAUUCUGCUGAGAAUAGUUUUGCUGAACCUGAGCUUCUGUCAACUAUUGCAAGAGGCAUUAUUCCUGUUGCCACCGACACAGAGCUUGAUAUAAUAUGUAUGAGAGAGAGAGAGACUGAGACUCUACUUGACUAGAAUAUAAAAGCAACUUCUUAAACUUUUUGAAAAAGCAUUUUAAUAUUGAAAUCACACUGGUAUCAGCAGUAAAGACUGUUGAUAGGAAAAAGCUCUUUUAAAAUGUAUAUUCUUAAAAUAAUGUCUCCAUAGUUAAAAAUCAGAUCUUUCCCUAAUACAAAAGGGGGUAUCUAUGUGUUUGCAUGUGUGUAUAUAAUGAAAUAUUUCAGAGACCUAAACAGGAUUUGGGGGACAGAAAGUACAAAAGACACAAGGCAUCUGAAUGUUGAAUAUUUUAAAAAUAUCUCUCUCAUCUUUUAAAAAAGUAUAUAAAUUGAUGAGCACAAAUAAAUAUAAAAAUAUUUAAUUUAAUGUAUAUUAAUAUGCAAUAGUUCUGUCUUGUUUAAUUGGUUAUUUUUGAAUGCAAACAUAAAAGCCUAAUUUAAAAAUAAGCAUACCUAAACUGAUGUUUUCAUUCUAGUUCUUGCACUAUUUAUCUAUCCCAUGUUCAUUUAUAAUAUCUGGAAAUAAAUAAAAGUUCAUUAUUCUUUUAAUAAUGCAAAGAGUAACAAAAGGUGUUCACACCUCUCCUUUUAUUACAUAGUGAAUUGAAAAUUGUUCAGGUUAAAAGUCUUUAAGCACAGUUUUGAAUACUGCCAUUUACUGCUUAUUGUCUUCCCAGUAAUGCACUGCUGUAUAUUUAUUUGUACAGUAAUUAUGCACUUAACAACUAAAACAAUUUGUUGCAAGACUAAAUAGUUUGAGAUUAAUGGAUUAAUUCAAAAUGCAAAAAUCUUUGACUAAAGAAAAGAAUGUUAAAUAAGCUUUCAAUUCUGGCAUGGUUUGAAAAUGGAAAAUAUAUUAAAAUGAAAGUCGUCAAAUACGUGCAGGUACAAAA
This is a messenger RNA of Caretta caretta (loggerhead turtle), 4213 nucleotides long. It is a transcript of the gene PTPRE, whose product is annotated as protein tyrosine phosphatase receptor type E. The record is from RefSeq and is a predicted model, not a curated record. Gene Ontology annotation, biological process: protein dephosphorylation. NCBI's taxonomy places the organism in Eukaryota, Metazoa, Chordata, Testudines, Cheloniidae. Gene Ontology annotation, molecular function: protein tyrosine phosphatase activity.